This is a messenger RNA of Lasiodiplodia theobromae, 1374 nucleotides long. Its product is annotated as IFRD domain-containing protein. The record is from RefSeq and is a predicted model, not a curated record. The transcript is spliced from 4 exons. Bases 1 to 1374 code for a protein of 457 amino acids. NCBI's taxonomy places the organism in Eukaryota, Fungi, Ascomycota, Dothideomycetes, Botryosphaeriales, Botryosphaeriaceae.
AUGCCAGACAAGGACCUCCGUCGCCAGGUCCUCGGCAGCACCAAGACCAUAUCGCGCAAAGCCCGCUCGCGCGUCGCCUCGGGCGCCAGCUCCAAGGCCGCCUCCGCCGCCAACUCGCGCGCAGAGUCCAGGAAUGCCAGUCGCACAGUCAGUAGAAGCGCUUCUGACGACGAAGAGGGCAACUUGAGCGACGAUACUAACUGGAGCACCAACUCUAUCGACGAUAUCCUCUCUUCCGAAGACAUCGAUGCGCCCCCUGACGUCUGGAAGGCCCAUCUGGGCGACCGUAUGGCCGAAAUCAUCGACCGCAAGCGCAGCAGCGCCGAAGGCCGUGCCGAUGCUCUCGCUGCAUACGCCUACCAGCUGAAGGCACACUAUGCAGCAGAGGAUGUUGAGAGAAAACUCGGCGAGCUCAUCCCCGCCAUUACCAAGAGCAUCAGAUCUGGCUCCAGCGAGCGCGAGACCGUCAUGGCCCUUAAGGCCAUCGAGCUGACCGUAAUAACCUGCCCCUCUGACCAUAUCUACGACGCCGUGGUUCGCCCGGUCAAGGCCAUCAUAAGCGACUCCGAAUCUCUCAUCUGCAAGGUCGCCGCAAUCCAUGCCCUCGGCACCGCCACUUUCUAUGGCGGUGCAUCGCUUGAAGAAACCCAAGAGACCAUGGACUACUUCUUGGAGAUUGUCGAAUCAGACGGCCAUUCCAUUGAUGCGGGAGACCAAGCCGCACCUGUAGUUGCCGCUCUUACAGAAUGGGGCUUCCUCGCCACUCAGAUGGACGAUCUCGAAGACAGCACCGAACCAGCUAUGGAGGCUUUCGUGGACCAGUUGGACUCGGCAGAUGUCAGUGUCCAAAUUGCUGCAGGCGAAAAUAUCGCUUUGCUGUAUGAGAAGUCUUGCACCGAAAUAGAAGAGGAUGAGGAGCCUUCUUCCGAAGAUGAAGCCGACGAUCCGCACGCCGCCCCUGGUUCCACGAGAAUGAUCAAGCGUUACACUGUAUAUCGCCGCGAAGACCAACUCAAGCACAAGCUCUCGGCACUUGCAUCGCUGAGGCCAGAGUCAGGCCGCGUUUCUAAGAAGGACCGCAGUCGCAUGCGCUCCAAUUUCAGCGACAUCCUGAACAGCGUCGAGCACCCUACCCGCGGCCCGCACUACAGCACAGCCAUAGACUUAGACAACCGAAUCUAUGGCAGCAGGAUGUUUGUCAAGAUCAGCCAGUACGGCGAGAUGAAGAUUGACAAGUGGUGGAAGCUGUUCAGGCUGAAUGCGUUGCGCAGAAGCCUUCAGGGUGGCUUUGCUACGCACUACGAGAAGAACGAGGUGGUGUUUGAUAGUUUGCCUAUCAUGAUACAACGUCGCAAGCCCAAAGACAGGAAAUGA